AUGGAAACUGGAAACAAGACAGAAGUAAUGGAAUUUGUGCUCUUGGGAUUGUCCCAGACUCAUGAAGUGCAACUCUUCCUCUUUUUCCUUUUCCUGCUUUUCUAUGUCAUUGUCCUUCCAGGAAACAUCCUCAUCAUUCUCACAGUCAGGAGAGAUCCACAGCUAGACUCCCCUAUGUACUUUUUCCUAGCUCACCUGGCUUUCCUGGAUAUCUGCUACUGCUCCAUUACACCACCUAAGAUGCUGGCUGACUUCUUCUCACAACGCAAGACAAUCUCCUCUAGAAGCUGCAUAGCACAACUCUUCUUCCUCCACUUCCUGGGAGGAGCUGAGAUCUUUCUGCUCAUAGCUAUGGCCUUUGACAGAUAUGUGGCUAUCUGUAAGCCUCUUCAUUAUGCAACCUUAAUGAAGAAAAUGGUCUGUUGGAUCUUGGUGGUGGCUGCGUGGGCUGGAGGAUUCACACAUUCACUCAUACAAGUUGCAUUUGUUGUCCAUCUUCCCUUCUGUGGCCCCAAUGAACUUGACAACUUCUUUUGUGAUGUUACACAGGUGAUUAAGUUAGCUUGUACCAACACUUAUGUACUAGAGUUUAUCAUAUUUGUCAACAGUGGCCUAGUCAUCUUGAUAUGUUUCAUUCUUCUGCUCCUUUCCUAUGGUGUCCUAGUAAUCCGUCUGAAAACAGGCAUCUCCAAAGGGAAGAGAAAAGCAGUAUCUACCUGCAUCACCCACAUUAUUAUUGUCUUUGUUAUGUUUGGGCCAGCUAUGUACAUAUACUGCCGACCUUUCUGUAGUCUGCCACUGGACAAGGUGGUGGCUGUGUUCCACACAGUGGUUUUUCCUCUCAUGAACCCCAUGAUCUAUACUCUGAGGAACAGGGAGAUCCUUGGUGCUAUGAAGCAGUUGUUGGCACGAUGCUGCCUGGGGAGAGGGAACUAA
Molecule: messenger RNA, 936 nt
Organism: Dromaius novaehollandiae (emu)
Lineage: Eukaryota; Metazoa; Chordata; Aves; Casuariiformes; Dromaiidae
Product: olfactory receptor 4N5-like
Exons: 1
Coding region: 1-936 (311 amino acids)
Biological process (GO): G protein-coupled receptor signaling pathway
Cellular component (GO): plasma membrane
Molecular function (GO): olfactory receptor activity; G protein-coupled receptor activity
Source: RefSeq, a predicted model, not a curated record